Ziziphus jujuba (common jujube) is the source of this 959-nucleotide messenger RNA. Its product is annotated as thaumatin-like protein. The record is from RefSeq and is a predicted model, not a curated record. Gene Ontology annotation, biological process: defense response. Bases 123 to 872 code for a protein of 249 amino acids. NCBI's taxonomy places the organism in Eukaryota, Viridiplantae, Streptophyta, Magnoliopsida, Rosales, Rhamnaceae. Gene Ontology annotation, cellular component: extracellular region. The transcript has 2 exons.
CGGCGUUUCCCCAUCUAUAUAAACAAACAACUCCCCGACUCAGCUGUGGAAAUAGGGGGGCUUCAGAGGAUAACCCACUUUCUUCUUCAUUGUUCUCAAUCUGCAUUUACAAGUUCUCAGCCAUGGCAGAAAUGCUGAAGCCUCUUUUCACUCUCUUGCUCAUUACCAUCUUUUUCUCCAACAUUCUGGUGGAUGUGAGAGCUACAACGCUAACUCUCUACAAUAAAUGCACACACCCAGUAUGGCCUGGAAUCCAACCCAGCGCCGGAAAGCCACUCCUAGCCCGAGGAGGCUUCAAGCUCGCACCGAACAAAGCCUACUCUCUCCGCCUCCCACCGCUCUGGUCCGGCCGAUUCUGGGGUCGCCACGGCUGUGCCUUCGACGCCUCGGGCCGCGGACGCUGCGCCACCGGAGACUGCGGAGGCAACCUCUUCUGCAACGGAAUCGGCGGCGCACCUCCGGCGACACUCGCUGAGAUUACCCUGGGAAACGACCAGGAUUUCUACGAUGUCAGCCUUGUCGACGGCUACAAUCUUGCGAUUUCCAUUACGCCUUUCAAAGGCUCCGGUAAGUGCAGCUACGCCGGGUGCGUGAGCGAUCUGAACACCAUGUGCCCAGUUGGUCUUCAGGUCAGAUCCCACGAUAAUCGGCGAGUCGUGGCAUGCAAGAGCGCUUGUUUCGCUUUUAACUCGCCGAGGUAUUGCUGUACGGGAAGCUUUGGGAACCCGCAGUCUUGUAAACCGACGGUGUAUUCGAAGAUAUUCAAGACGGCUUGUCCAAAAGCUUACUCUUAUGCUUACGAUGACCCUACUAGCAUUGCUACUUGUACUAGAGGAAAUUAUCUUGUCACUUUUUGCCCCCACCGUCACUAAAGGGGGAGAGAUCUUCCUAUAUUAUUAGUUAUAUGAUUUUAGAUACAACUUAUUAUUAUUAUAGUAUAUAUUAUUAAUUAUUACUUA